AACUGGGAGCGUUUUUCUGCUCAGCCUGUGCUCAAGUCGAGACUAUUUCUGGAGUUUACUUCCGCGUUGAUAAUUUUUUUCUCAUUAAACGGAGUAUUAAUGUCCUUUUGUGGACAACAGAAUAGCGGGCGCCGUAGUAAAUGGGACCAACCCGGCCCCGGGUCGGGCUCCGGUGGGAUGGGGGAGUCCGAGGCUGCGCCCACCGGAGCUCUGGAUGCUGCAGCCGCGGUGGCCGCAAAGAUCAACGCCAUGCUGGUCGCUAAAGGGAAACUCAAACCCUCCCAAAUAGGAACGUCGGGACUGUUGGACAAGGUUGUGGGUGCUGGAAAGUCUGCAGUGCCACCAAAAACCAAAGACGAUUUGGUUGUAGCCGAAGUUGAGAUCAACGAUGUCCCGAUCAACUGUCGAAAUCUCCUGACACGCGGACAAACGCAGGAUGAGAUCAGCAAGGUGAGCGGAGCCGCAGUUUCAACCAGAGGUCGAUACAUGACAACGGAGGAAAAAGGCAAAGCGCUUCCAGGGGACCGACCUCUGUAUUUGCACGUUCAAGGACAGACCAGAGAGCUCGUGGACAGAGCCGUUAAUAAAAUUAAGGAGAUCAUUACAAACGGCGUGGUGAAAGCGGCUACGGCUUCACCGUCCUCCUCGUCUUUCUCCUCGAGUGGAGCUCCAGUCACAGUGUACCACCAGCAGAACCCCCCUCCACCCUCGCUGCCUGUCAUGACCAACCAGAAACCUCACUUCCAGUCAGGGAUGCAUUACGUUCAAGAUAAAGUCUUCGUGGGGCUGGAGCACGCCAUCGCAGGGUUUCCUGUCAAAGAGCGAGUGGAGGGCGUGGGCUGUUCGUAUCUGCAGCACAUUCAGGCUGAAACGGGGGCCAAAGUCUUCCUCAGAGGGAAAGGAUCCGGCUGUUUAGAGCCGGCUUCAGGACGGGAGGCCUUUGAGCCCAUGUACAUUUACAUCAGUCAUCCUAAGCCAGAAGGACUAGCAGCAGCAAAAACGUUGUGUGAAAACCUUCUUCAGACUGUCCAUGCAGAGUAUUCACGUUACCUUAGUCAAAUGAGCACGAUGAUGCCAGCACAGCAAGGCUUCACACAACCCCCAGUGGUGAAUGGGGUUCCUCCUCAGCCCCCGUACUACCCCCCAGCCGGGUACCAGUCGGGCUACCCCUUGCCUGUGCCCCCGCCUCAGCCCCAACCUGUUCCCCCACCGUAUAACGUCCCCCUUCCUAUUCCUCCAGUGGCACCAGCAGGUGUGCCAGCUCAGUACCCCGUUCGCCCUCCAGUCCCGGUUCCAGCCCCCGCCCCCAUUCCCGCUCACACUUUGGCUCCGGUUCCGGCCCCCACGGUGGCUCCUGGACCCGCGGCUAUUCUUCCCCCAACUCCGGCCCCAGAGAUUCUGCCACAGACUCUUCCUGCUGUCCAUUUUCUCCCCUCUGCUGCAGCACCACCCAAAGCUCCGCCUCCAGCUGCUCCCACCAGCCAACCACAGAAGAGACGCUUCACGGAGGAGGUUCCAGAUGAGAGGGACAGCGGCUUGCUUGGAUACCAGCAUGGACCCAUUCAUGUGACUAAUUUAGGUGCAGGCUUCUCAGUGGGCAGCCCAGAGUCUUCAGGACCCCCGUCACAGAGUUCCUCUGGCUUGGCGAGUGAGAGGAACAGUCGGCAGCUAAUGCCUCCACCCCCGACCAUGGCUGUGAACGGAGUCCGACCCAAAACGGAGGAGAAGAGGGUACCUCCAGCCCCUGUGGAGCCUGUAGUGAAAAGACUGCGAACAGGUCUGGUGGCGUACAGCGGCGACUCUUCUGAUGAAGAGGAAGACCAGCCCACCUCCAAAGUCUCAGGGCCAGGUAACCCCGGCAUAGCUCCCCCGACCUCAGCGUCUUCAGGGUGGACGCCGGGCUACCGCUGCCCUCCUCCACUGCCCCCCCGGGCCAAGACGCAACCACAGCAGCAGCCCAUGCCGUUCUGGAUGGCACCGUAACACAACAGCUACUAAAAAACAGAGAAACGUGUCAGUGCUUUGGAAGAGUCCUUCAGGAUGUUUGUUCACGUCCAGCUCAGGCCGUUGGCGCCUGUUGAACACGAGGAUGAUUCUGUUGAUUUAAACUAUUUUAGUGAAAAUCCUGUUUUGUACAAAUCCAGUUUUUGUUUUCUGUGUACACAUUGUGUAAAGAUGAAUUUUGGCAUACUCAUACUUGAUUAUAUUUUGUGUAGAUAAUCAAAUAAGGGACAUUUUUUCUUCUUUGUGAAAAUAAAAACUAACUUUUUUGUUGUUGUUGUGUCAUUGUACAUAAAGGGUAAAAUACAGGGCAGUUAUACUACAUAUUUUUUCCCCUCUUUGUUUUCAUUCUUUUUUUUCUCUUUGCAUUUCAUCCUUUUCUAAUUUUUGUUUUUGUACAGAUCAUAUUCAUGUUUUGUGUCCUUUUACUUCAAACAAAAAAAAAUAAACUUAAUUUAUUUGUG
Oryzias melastigma (Indian medaka) is the source of this 2465-nucleotide messenger RNA. RefSeq names its product KH domain containing 4, pre-mRNA splicing factor (gene khdc4). Bases 100 to 1983 code for a protein of 627 amino acids. Lineage: Eukaryota; Metazoa; Chordata; Actinopteri; Beloniformes; Adrianichthyidae. The transcript is spliced from 14 exons. The record is from RefSeq and is a predicted model, not a curated record. Gene Ontology annotation, molecular function: RNA binding. Gene Ontology annotation, cellular component: nucleus.